This is a messenger RNA of Aspergillus homomorphus CBS 101889, 2757 nucleotides long. RefSeq names its product ATP-dependent metallopeptidase FtsH/Yme1/Tma family protein. Gene Ontology annotation, molecular function: metalloendopeptidase activity; ATP hydrolysis activity; zinc ion binding. The record is from RefSeq and is a predicted model, not a curated record. Gene Ontology annotation, cellular component: m-AAA complex; membrane. Bases 1 to 2757 code for a protein of 918 amino acids. The transcript has 2 exons. NCBI's taxonomy places the organism in Eukaryota, Fungi, Ascomycota, Eurotiomycetes, Eurotiales, Aspergillaceae. Gene Ontology annotation, biological process: mitochondrial protein processing; protein-containing complex assembly.
AUGGCCUCCCUGCUUCGACGGCCAGGCAAUAUUGCCCGGUACUCGAGGAGAGUCGCCGACAGCGUCUUCCGCGCCGGGCCGUUAGCGGUGCAUGCCCCCCAAUCCCGAGUUUCCGCGCUGGUCCUCGCGCAACGAGCGCGCACAUAUUCCACGCAAACGCCCGGCGACGACGGCUCGAAGCCUCCGCAGAACGACAAGACCAACGGGUCUAACCAGAAGCAGGCCGCGAAUGGCCGGUCUGGCGAUGGCAAUCAGAGCUUGCCCGACUAUCUGAUCACACCGAAGGACUCACAGCUACUCGACAAGUACAUGGGAAUCAUAGAGGAACGGAUGGGAAAACACGGCCCUUUGGAGUCGUUUAAAGAUGUGUUGGGGGAAAUUAAAGAGGUCUGUCGGGUUUGCGGGUUGAAUCCAACUCUCCGAUCCUACAUGCAGGAUACCGUGGACGGGAAGGAUCCGUCAAUGGUAGAUUUUUUGAAGUUCGCCAAGGACGUGAAAAAGCUUUCCUCGAUGCAUGAUAGCUAUUUAAGGCUGAAAGCGCAAAGGAAAUCGAACUCGGCCAUUGAUGAUCACCAAGGCGGGGUUCGGGAAGACAAGCAGGCUGCAGGCUUCUAUAAGCCCGAGGCAGGAAAGGCCCAGGAAAAUGCCCAGGACCAACCAAACGGCCGCAAGACCGACUCGAAGGCACAGAAGCAGAAAAAUGACCAAGGACAACAGAAAGACGGCAAAGGACAGCAACCCAACGGACAGCCACCCAACAUCAACGACUUGAAGCUCGAUCUUCCGUCGACUAUAAUCGGCUCUCUCAUCUUCUUCUGGCUGUGGCGAAGCAUGUUCCCCGAAGACAAUAAAAAGGACAUCACUUGGCAGGAGUUCAGAGCGGAUUUCCUUGACAAGGGCUUGGUGGAGAAGCUGGUUGUGAUCAACAACAACCGAGUGCGGAUUUAUCUGAACCGUGAGGCGGUCGCCAGCGUUUAUCCCGGAUCACCUGCCACGUCUCCUACCUUCUUCUAUUACUUCACCAUUGGCUCUGUCGACAGCUUCGAGCGGAAACUUGAUAUGGCACAAGCAGAACUCGGAAUUCCGAGCGCGGAGCGUAUCCCUGUUCAAUAUACUGAUGAGUUCCCACUGUUCUCUGCUCUUCUGUCCUUUGGCCCUACGCUCCUUUUCCUCGGCGGUAUCUACUUCCUCUCGAGACGUGCAGGCGGCGGAGCUGGCCAGAGCGGGAUCUUUGGCAUUGGCAAAAGUCGUGCUAAACGCUUCAACCACGAGUCGGAUGUUAAGAUCAAGUUCUCUGAUGUGGCUGGUAUGGACGAAGCUAAAGUGGAGAUCAUGGAGUUCGUCAGUUUCCUGAAGAACCCCAAGAGGUUCCAGAGACUGGGAGCCAAGAUCCCUCGCGGUGCUAUCCUGUCGGGUCCUCCCGGUACCGGUAAGACUCUGCUUGCUAAGGCUACCGCCGGUGAGUCCGGUGUCCCCUUUUUCAGCGUCAGUGGCUCUGAAUUUGUCGAAAUGUUUGUUGGUGUCGGCGCUUCCCGUGUGCGCGACCUCUUCGCCAAUGCCCGCAAAAACACUCCCUGCAUCAUUUUCAUUGAUGAGAUUGACGCUAUUGGUAAAUCGAGAUCCAAGAACCAGAUGGGUGGUGGAAAUGAUGAGCGCGAGAGCACUCUGAACCAGAUUCUCACCGAGAUGGAUGGUUUCAAUACCUCCGAACAAGUGGUUGUCUUGGCUGGUACGAACCGACCCGACAUUCUCGACAAGGCUUUGAUGCGUCCCGGUCGAUUCGACCGGCAUAUCUCCAUUGAUAGGCCUACCAUGGAUGGCCGCAAGCAAAUUUUCGCCGUUUACCUGAAGAGAAUUGUGACCAAGGAGGAUAUCGAGUACCUGAAGGGUCGACUUGCUGCCUUGACCCCCGGAUUUGCUGGUGCCGAUAUUGCCAACUGCGUGAACGAGGCGGCACUCGUUGCGGCUCGUGACAAUGCGGAUAGCAUCACCAUGAACCACUUCGAGCGGGCGAUCGAGCGUGUAAUUGGUGGCUUGGAGAAGAAAUCGCUAGUACUAUCUCCCGAGGAGAAGCGGACGGUUGCAUACCAUGAGGCUGGCCACGCUAUCUGUGGCUGGUACUUCCGUUGGGCAGAUCCUCUUCUGAAGGUUUCUAUCAUCCCCCGUGGCCAAGGAGCUUUAGGCUACGCACAGUACCUGCCCUCCAACGGCGACACCUACCUAAUGACACAGAGGCAAAUGAUGGACCGCAUGGCUAUGACGCUGGGUGGCCGUGUCAGCGAGGAGAUGCACUUCGAUACCGUCACAAGUGGCGCCAGUGAUGACUUUAACAAGGUUACCCGGAUGGCCUCGGCCAUGGUGACCAAGUUUGGCAUGUCUCCUACGCUUCGUUAUAUUCACUACGAGGAGGAUCCUCAAUCGCAGAUGCACAAGCCUUUCUCCGAACAUACAGCGAAAACUAUUGAUACGGAGGUGCAGCGUAUCAUCAGCCAGGCUCAUCAGCAAUGCCGCGAUCUCCUCGAGGCGAAGAAGAAGGAAGUCGGCAUUGUGGCCGAGGAACUUCUUAGUAAAGAAGUUCUGAGUCGAGACGAUAUGAUCCGUCUCUUGGGACCCCGGGAAUGGCCUGAAUCUGGCGAAUUCGCCAAGUACUUCGACGGUCGCCAAGGCGCCACGAUUGCUCCCCCGGAACCGACAGAGACAGACAGCACCCAAGGCAAGGAUGGACGCGACUCCACGCCAAUUCCCCCAUCGUCAUAG